Messenger RNA from Drosophila bipectinata, 3363 nucleotides. It is a transcript of the gene Cep135, whose product is annotated as Centrosomal protein 135kDa. Lineage: Eukaryota; Metazoa; Arthropoda; Insecta; Diptera; Drosophilidae. The record is from RefSeq and is a predicted model, not a curated record.
AUGCCAAAAGAAACGGGCACACCUAACCAUUUUGACUCUUGGCGCAUAGGAUUUUGUUAGUUUUCUUAUUUAUUGUUUAUUGCUUGUUAAAAGUUGGCUUCCACCCAUGAAUAUCAACGAUGGCGACUUCAAGGACCUUCGCUCCAAGCUGGACAUCAUGGGCUUCACCCAGACACUGCCCGUUCUGGCGAUUCCACUGGUCCAGGCCAUAUUCGGGGAUUUAAUAAAAACGACGGAGUGUCUGCGGGACACAAAAAAGAAAGUUGCCGACUUGCUGGAGGAAAGGACCUGUUGGGAACUGGGUGUGGAGCCAUACAAGUGCGACAAUUCACGCCUCCUGGCCGAGUGCAAUGAACUCCAUUUGCAGUUCCUUCGGGAAAGGGAGGAUUACGAGCUGCGUCAGUGCGAAUCUGAUCGAAAGAUCCGUGAUCUGCAAACCGACAAGGAGCAUCUCCAGACCCACAAUGCCGGGCUACAAAACCAACUAGAUGCCCUGCUCAGCAAACAAUUAAUAUCAGCAAGUAAUACUAAGCGAUUGCGAGGAGGAGCCAGUGGUCCAGUUAAAAAACCAUUUAUAAGCACCGUGCGUGGCGGAAAUGCUCCACCGCUAGUGCUUGGCCCCUCGACGCUGAAAUGCACGAAAUGCAAUGCCGGAGUUUUCCAGAAGACUACCACCACCACCAAAGAUGGGGUGACAGUAACACAGACCAGUGGCCAAGAGGAACUGGACAAGAUUCAGAACGAACUGACGACCGCCGGAGAGCAGCUGGAGUUCUACAAACGGAAAGUGGAGGCCAGGAAUCGGGAGAUCCGGCGACUGAAUGACAUGCUCGUGGGUGGCCGACCGCCCGCCGCUUUGGCCAAGGACUGCUGCUACAAGGAGGUGGGCACCCUCUCGCAGGACAUUGAUCUGCUGCAGCGCGAAAAGAGCGAACUGAUGCUGCAAGUGCGAGAGUUCCAGGACAAGAUGCACGAUGCCAUGCAGCGGGCGGUGGAAACCCAGGAGGACAACAAGAAGCUGCAGAUGCAGUUGGAUGAGCUGAAGGAAGCGGCUCUCCAAGUGGAGGAGAUGGCCAAUGCUGAGAUCGAUGCCAAGGAGCUGGAGAUCAAGCAAAUGCAAUCGGAAAUAAAGCUGUUGCAAAAGUCAAAGGAUCACCGACUACAGGGCGGGUUCUGCGGCAUUCCAGGCGAUAAUCGUAACAUGAACGAGCGCCUGAACGUCCUGACGCGUCGCGAAGAGGAACUGGAGUCCACCAAUGAGAAGCACAAGAAGAAACUGGCCCAGAUGCAGGACAAGAUUCUGGAACUGCAAAAGCAACUGAAGGAUCAGAACCAGCACGGCACUCUGGAUGAGGAGAAGAUACGCCUCACCUCAGAGAGGGAUUUCUUCCAGAAGGAGUACCUGCGCUUGAUGGGCAAGUGUGGCUCCGAAACGGAGAUAGCCUUCCUGCAUGCCCAAAUCAAGUCCAAAGACGAAGAACUCAAGGCACUUCGCACAGAACUGUUUCCCGUUGGCAAGUCGGCCUUCUCGCCACAGAAGAGUGUGCAGUACGAGACUCUUCCUCCGGGCACUGCCUCUUCUGGAAGCACCGUGACCAGUAACCACAGCGACUGUGUGCAGGCCACCAUUGGACGAUUGGAGCGGGAACGGGAUUGCGCCAGAACCGAACUGGAGAGAGUGCGCUGCGAGCGAGACACUUUAAGGGAGAAGCAGCUCAGCAAUGUCCAACUACAUGCCGAGGAGCUGCAGACACUGCGCCUGCGCAACGAGGAGCUCAGUGAUCGUCUAAGGCAGCUGGAGCGGGAGAAGCGGGAACUCAACUCAGCUCGGAUACCGGUGGAGACGAACUUGACUCUGCUCCAGGAGGAUCUGGUCCAAAUGAGGAAGCGUAUAGCUCCCCUGGAGGCGGAAAUAGAACGCCUCAAGACCGAAAAUGAUCAGAUAAGUUUGCUGAAUGAACAAAACGAGCGCAUCAUCACCGACUACCAAGGCAAGCUAAUGGUGGCAGAGCGGCAGAGACACUCGGCGGAUGUCCGGGCCAGCACUAUGGACUCCAGUCGCGAGUCCAACCGCAACGAGGUCACCCAGCUCCGCACCGAAAUCGCAGCCCUGCGGCAGACCUACAUCAGCUUGGAGCACGAAAAGGACACCUUAUUGAAUCAAUUAGAUAACAAGACGGAGAGGGUUUAUAAGCUGGAGUACGAGCUCAAGGAUUGCAAGGAGAAACGUAAUACUCUGGAGCAGAAUGUAAAGGAUCUGGAGGAUCAAGUGAGAAAGCUGACCAACAGGAACCGGCAACGCGACUCAGAACUGACGGAGACCUCAACGGAAAGUAAAACGCUGAGGCAACAGAUUGUGGCACUCAAAGCCAGCCGCGAUGAGGCAAUAGCAGAGAACGGACGACUGAUGGACAAGCUGAGCGACGCCCAGGCAGAGGCCAAGACACUGCAGAAAAAACUGAAGGACUCGGAGCAGCAGGUGGCCAACAUGAGGCAGCAGCUGCAAAAGUAUGUCCAGGAGGUGAAGAAGGCCGAGGACCUGCUCACCCAGAAGGAAAAGGAACGCGACGAGCUCUUGGACCACUAUCACUGCCUUAGCCAGGACCAAGUGGCGCUGGAAGGAAACAACCAGAGUCUCGAGUGCGAGGCAGCAGAGUUCAAACGGCAGAUCUGCGAUCUAGAGGGAGAGAUUCAUUGUCUGAGGGCUCAACUGCACACCAAGCAGUGUGUUCUGGAGGAGAUGGACUUGCAGCUUACCACCGCAAAGGCCACCAUACGCUGUCUGGAGCGAGAUCUGGAAAAGGCACAGGGCGAUGUGCUGGUGCAAAAGGUGGACCUCGAAGCUCGCAAGGAGCUCUGCGAUAAACUGGACGCGGAAAAGCUAAAGCUCAAUGCAGAGCUCAACGAAGUCAACGACAUCCGGAAGAAGCUGGAAAAACAGUGCGAAAGAUUAAAGGAUGAACUUCAGCAGGCGAGCGCCAUGAAACAGGUCACCACUGACACCGCCGACCAGAUGCUGGAGCGCUUGCACAACGACCAACAGCGGCAGGAAGAUGGGGAUAUUAGAGCUAGAAGCCACAUGCAGCGGCUGGAAAGGCAAUACCAACAGGCCUUGAAAGAGCUGCAGGAGGAACGAGAGCGCUGCAGCCACCAGGAGCGUCUGGCCACCGAAUAUGAGCAGCAGGUACGGGAUCUGCGAUCCAAUCUCAACGAGGAUCGCUUCGCCAGGGCUAGAAGUCGGGAGCACAGCCCGCGAGCGCCUUCGAAGACACUGUAGAAAAGUCCUUCCCGUCCAAAAACAUUCCACUUUAAUUAUUUUUCUAGUUGUGUUUUAAUUCAAAUUUAAUAAAUGUACAAAAUAUA